Molecule: messenger RNA, 1539 nt
Organism: Acaulospora morrowiae
Lineage: Eukaryota; Fungi; Glomeromycota; Glomeromycetes; Diversisporales; Acaulosporaceae
Source: the annotation of a GenBank genome assembly
AUGGACGAAGAACGUGGCUGGAUUCGCACAGCAACGAUGAUAUCUCCACCCGUUCAACGUGGAGUAACUGUUCUUAACCAAGAACUUUUUCGUCGCGUUAUUGAGGUAAUAGGAGUGCGUGUACCGAGCAACUCUACCUCAAGGUUCUUGAAAAUUUUGAACAAUGACUUGCUCAACCAACCAAAGCUCCGAAAUGUCGUAGAAGAUCCUGAAACAAAAUCCUUCAAAAUAGUCUUAUUGAAUCUACGUGUUAAUAACUUAGAUCUAGAUUGCUUGUCCAAUGAGAUCAAAGAAUUAAUUAAGAGCGAAGGACUUCAUGUCGUCCGCCACUCAAUCGAAUUGAAUUAUGAUUAUUGGGGAGCUGAUGAAAUACUCAAAGCCAUUUUGCCCGAAGGUGUAGAGUCUCCAUCAUCGUUUACGCAGGUCGGUCAUAUCGCACACAUGAAUUUGCGUGAAGAAUUUCUUCCUUGGAAAUAUCUUAUUGGUCAAGUGAUUCUUGAUAAAAAUCCAAAGAUCACGACAGUUGUCAACAAGACAGACAUCAUUGAUACGACCUAUCGGGUCUUCAACAUGGAAAUUUUAGCUGGUGAAAGCAAUAUGCUGGCAGAAGUGAAAGAAAGCAACUGUAGAUUUCGAUUCGAUUUCUCGCAAGUAUACUGGAACUCCAGAUUACAUACUGAGCAUGAACGAUUAAUCAAGAUGUUUAAAAAGGGCGACGUUUUUGCUGGCGUCGGACCUUUCGCAAUUCCUAGUGCUAAAAAAGGGUGCAUAGUGUAUGCCAAUGAUCUAAACCCUGCUUCUUAUAAGUAUCUGAUCGAAAACAUAUCACUAAAUAAGGUAAAUGAUAAAAUUCGUCCUUAUAAUUUAGAUGGAAGAAUUUUCAUUAAAAAAGCGAUUGAAGAAUUGGACACGACAUCUUGUUCCAAGGAAGGAACAUCCUCCUCAACUGAUGCUAAUUCAUUGGUAAAAACAUCCAGUUUCCGAUCUUUUGAUCACUUCAUCAUGAACUUGCCGGCUACAGCCAUAGAAUUUUUGGAUGCAUUUAAAGGUUUGUUCAAAGACAAAGAACCUUUGUUUGAAACCUCAAAGAAGGAUUUACCGAUGGUCCAUUGCCAUUGUUUCUCAAAUAGUGAAACACCAGAGAAUGAUGUGAUCGAACGGAUAAAUUCAAGAUUGGAACAUCCGUUACAACCCGACGCAUAUAACUUUCAUUUUGUUAGAAAGGUUGCACCAAAUAAAGACAUGUUUUGCGUUAGUUUUCGUUUAAGCCGAGCGGUUGCCUUCGCUCACGGAAACACAAAACGUAAACAGGAAGCAGAUGUUACUUCAAAUUCAGAUGAUGUAAUUGAAGUUAAUUCAAAUUCUAAGAAGCUUAAAUCAGAGGAGCAAAAUGAGAAAAAUGAUAGAUUUAUCGGGCUCCAGCGGGAAUUGAACCCACGACCUCUCGCACCCAAAGCGAGAAUCAUACUACUAGACCAUGGAGCCGGAGUAUACAAAAGGAGCGAAUCCUUUAACCUAAGAACUUUCUUUGCAAGAUAG